Molecule: messenger RNA, 7088 nt
Organism: Perca fluviatilis (European perch)
Lineage: Eukaryota; Metazoa; Chordata; Actinopteri; Perciformes; Percidae
Gene: atp2b1a
Product: ATPase plasma membrane Ca2+ transporting 1a
Exons: 22
Coding region: 410-4231 (1273 amino acids)
Biological process (GO): regulation of cytosolic calcium ion concentration; calcium ion transmembrane transport
Cellular component (GO): intracellular membrane-bounded organelle; membrane
Molecular function (GO): PDZ domain binding; ATP hydrolysis activity; ATP binding
Source: RefSeq, a predicted model, not a curated record
GUUGUGACAGCGCAGUGGGCGGGAUUUUACCUCAGAUCAGGGGAGAGAGUCUAGUCUUUGGUGAGACUGAGGGGGAGUUACAGAGAGAAAGGGACAUAGGGUGCUCUUCAGAGAACGGAAUCUGCAUGCAUGGUGACCUCCGCCUCUGUGGGUGAUCCUCAGUCACCAUGAAAGACUAGGAACUCAGCUCUCCAAGGGAAAUGGCUUAUUUUGUAAUAUCCCUGCCCUGCUACCUGCCGUAUGACUCCACCUGCCUCUGAAGGGCCUGCCAGCUGUUUAUGGGAACUACCACUGUGUUCGCUCUCCUGAGGAUUUAAGCUUUUCCAGGACAACAGUUUUUAUUUUUUUUACCCCCACCGUUGAGCCGAAGCAGCAACGCUUUGCAAUAGAGCGGGGAGGCAAGGAGACAAUGGCAAACAACUCGUACAGCGGGGUGAAGAACUCCAUGGUGGAGGCCAACCACGAUGGAGAGUUUGGCUGCACGCUCAAUGAACUGCGCUCCCUUAUGGAACUGAGAGGCGCCGAGGCGAUAGUCAAAAUUGGGGAAUCUUAUGAGGAUAUUAAAGGACUCUGCAACCGGUUAAAAACAUCACCUAUAGAUGGUCUAAGUGGACAGCCUGGAGACAUCGAGAAGCGGAAAACAGUGUUUGGGCAAAAUUUAAUACCGCCCAAAAAGCCCAAAACCUUCUUACAGUUAGUGUGGGAGGCACUACAGGAUGUCACACUGAUUAUUCUAGAAGUGGCAGCCAUAGUUUCACUAGGCCUUUCUUUUUAUAGACCUCCAGAUGCCGAAAGAACACACUGUGGAAGGGCAGCUGGCGGAGUGGAAGAUGAAACUGAGUCAGAAGCGGGCUGGAUUGAGGGUGCCGCCAUUCUUCUGUCAGUUGUCUGUGUGGUGCUGGUGACUGCAUUCAAUGACUGGAGUAAAGAGAAGCAGUUUAGGGGCCUCCAGAGCCGCAUUGAGCAGGAGCAGAAAUUUACUGUCGUCCGUGGAGGACAAGUUAUCCAAAUUCCUGUGGCUGAGAUCGUGGUCGGUGACGUUGCACAAGUAAAAUAUGGUGACCUUUUGCCUGCCGACGGAGUCCUCAUCCAAAGCAACGAUCUGAAGAUCGAUGAGAGCUCGCUCACAGGGGAGUCGGAUCAUGUCAAGAAAACACAAGAAAAAGAUCCAAUGCUGUUAUCAGGCACUCAUGUAAUGGAAGGCUCAGGGAAAAUGUUGGUCACUGCUGUGGGUGUCAACUCUCAAACUGGAAUUAUCUUCACUUUACUUGGGACCAGUGAAGAUGAUGAAGAAGAUGAAGAGGAAAAGAAAAAGGAAAAGGAGGAGAAGAAGAAACAGAGAAAAAACAAGCAGGAUGCAGCAGUGGAGAGCCGUAAGAAAGCUAAAGCCCAGGAUGGUGCUGCAAUGGAAAUGCAGCCACUGAACAGUGAUGAGGCUGAGGCAGAGGAGAAAAAGAAAUCCAGCAUGUCAAAGAAAGAGAAGUCUGUUCUCCAGGGCAAACUGACCAAACUAGCUGUACAGAUUGGCAAAGCAGGACUGGUUAUGUCAGCCAUCACGGUCAUUAUCCUGGUGGUGCUGUUUGUAGUAGACACAUUCUGGAUCCAGAAUCUGCCCUGGGUCAAGGAAUGCACACCCAUUUAUAUUCAGUUCUUUGUGAAGUUUUUCAUCAUCGGCGUCACUGUUCUGGUGGUGGCUGUUCCCGAAGGCCUGCCACUUGCUGUAACAAUCUCCCUGGCAUACUCUGUUAAGAAAAUGAUGAAAGACAACAACCUGGUGCGUCACUUGGAUGCCUGUGAGACUAUGGGCAAUGCUACCGCCAUCUGCUCUGACAAGACUGGUACGCUCACCAUGAACCGCAUGACAGUGGUGCAGGCCUUCAUCGCUGAAAAGCACUACAAGAAGGUCCCUGAACCAGAGAACAUCCCCUCCUCCAUUUUAGACAUGCUGAUUCUGGGCAUCGCAGUCAAUUGUGCUUACACUACUAAGAUCAUGCCUCCAGAGAAAGAAGGGGGCCUGCCACGGCAAGUGGGUAACAAGACCGAAUGUUCCUUGCUUGGCUUUUCAAAUGACCUGAAGCGUGACUACCAGGCUAUACGCAACGAGAUCCCCGAAGAGAAACUGUACAAAGUCUACACCUUCAACUCAGUCCGCAAGUCUAUGAGCACUGUGUUGAAGAUGGCUGAUGGCAGCUACCGUAUGUUCAGCAAAGGGGCCUCAGAAAUUCUCCUGAAAAAGUGCUAUAAAAUCCUGACAGCAAAUGGUGAGUCCAAGGUGUUUCGCCCUCGGGACAGAGAUGACAUGGUUAAGAAAGUGAUCGAGCCCAUGGCCUCAGAGGGCCUGAGAACCAUCUGCCUUGCAUACAGAGAUUUCCCUGUCUCUGAGGGUGAGCCUGACUGGGACAAUGAAAAUGAUAUCCUCAGUGGACUGACCUGUCUCUGCGUGGUGGGCAUUGAAGACCCUGUGAGACCCGAGGUCCCUGACGCCAUCAGGAAAUGCCAGCGUGCUGGUAUCACAGUGCGGAUGGUGACUGGGGACAACAUCAACACAGCUCGAGCCAUCGCCACCAAGUGUGGCAUCCUACUGCCUGGAGAUGACUUCCUCUGCCUAGAAGGCAAAGAGUUUAACCGAAGGAUACGCAAUGAAAAAGGAGAGAUUGAACAAGAACGCAUUGACAAGAUCUGGCCCAAACUACGAGUACUGGCUCGCUCUUCCCCCACAGACAAACACACCCUAGUGAAAGGUAUUAUUGACAGCACAGUAUUAGAAAAAAGACAAGUAGUAGCAGUGACAGGAGAUGGUACCAAUGAUGGUCCUGCCCUGAAGAAAGCUGAUGUUGGCUUUGCCAUGGGCAUUGCUGGCACAGAUGUUGCCAAGGAGGCAUCUGACAUCAUCCUGACAGACGACAAUUUCUCCAGCAUCGUCAAGGCCGUCAUGUGGGGCCGCAACGUCUACGACAGCAUCUCUAAGUUCCUCCAGUUUCAGCUAACUGUCAAUGUGGUGGCUGUCAUCGUAGCAUUUACAGGAGCCUGCAUCACACAGGACUCUCCACUGAAAGCAGUACAGAUGUUAUGGGUCAACCUCAUCAUGGACACCUUUGCUUCACUAGCCUUGGCCACAGAGCCCCCUACAGAAGCCCUGCUGCUAAGGAAGCCAUAUGGCCGCAACAAGCCUCUCAUCUCCCGCACCAUGAUGAAGAACAUCCUGGGUCAGGGAGUGUUCCAGUUAAUCACCAUCUUUACUCUGCUCUUUGCUGGAGAGAAGUUCUUUGACAUUGACAGCGGCAGGAAUGCACCUCUCCACGCCCCGCCUUCUGAACACUACACCAUUGUCUUCAAUACUUUUGUACUGAUGCAGCUUUUUAACGAGAUCAACGCCCGCAAGAUCCAUGGUGAAAGGAAUGUCUUUGAAGGCAUCUUCAACAACCUUAUCUUCUGUAGUAUUGUCUUUGGUACCUUCAUUAUCCAGUUCGUCAUAGUGCAGUUCGGUGGGAAGCCGUUCAGCUGCGUGGCUCUGACCAUCGACCAGUGGCUAUGGUGCACUUUCUUAGGCUUUGGCUCUCUACUAUGGGGACAGGUAAUCUCUUCAAUACCCACCAGCCGCUUAAAAUUCUUAAAAACGGCAGGCCACGGCACCCAGAAAGAGGAGAUCCCAGACGAGGAGCUGGACGAGCUUAGCGACAAUGAUGAGAUUGACCACGCUGAGCGGGAGCUUCGCCGAGGCCAGAUCCUCUGGUUCCGAGGCCUCAAUCGCAUCCAGACUCAGAUGGAUGUAGUGAGUGCGUUCCAGAGUGGAACUUCCUUUCAGGGGGCUCUAAGGCGGCAGGCCUCCAACUCCAGCCAACAACAGCACGAUAUCCGGGUGGUGAAUGCAUUCCGCAGCUCCAUCUCCCUCUAUGAGGGGCUGGAGAAGCCUGAGUCGCGAUCAUCAAUCCACAACUUUAUGACCCACCCUGAAUUUCGGAUUGAGGACUCUGAGCCCCAUAUUCCCCUCAUAGAUGACACUGACGCAGAGGACGACGCCCCCACCAAGCGCAACUCUGCAAGCCCCCGCAACACCACGCCCACGCCACCCUCGCCCACCACCGUUGCCCCCACCACGCCGGUCUCUCCCUCCCCAAACCAGAACAAUAACGCUGUGGAAAGCAGUAACCACCUCCUCCCAGAGGGCCCCAAAUCAGGAACCCUCUCGGCCCCAGGGAGCCCCCUACACAGCCUGGAGACCUCCCUUUGAUCUGACCCCGCGCCACGCGUCACCACCACUUCUCUACCCGCCACCAAGGAGCUCAACUCAGACAAAACGAAGGAACACUUGCAGAAGAGAGAGGAAGGGCUAAGAGGAGAGCGGAGUCUUAUGUGAGCUUGGCUUUGGCUGGACUAAAAGAACAGCAAACAUUCAGAGGAAUGUACGGCUUGGUGUGGAUGCUUUGGUCUUCUUUUAUUUUAGGUUCUUAUUAAUACCCCGCUGCAACACAAGGACUGUCUUCACCCCUCCCUCCUUGGUAACUUUUGUUUUUUCUCUGUAAACAAGGGGUGAUUAUAAACUCAGAUUGAAAGUGACCUGUUUUUAUUAUUCUAUUAUUGUUAUUAUUAUUAUUAUUAUUAUUAUUAUUAUUAUUAUUUUCAUUGAGAUGGGGAGGUCCUCCUCCUGGCUUGAAGAUCGUCUGUAAGAAUUAUGAACGAACCUUUAGCUUCUCUUUUAUCUGAAUGGUGUUGUAUAUUUAUCUCUUUGGCCCUUGCUCAUUCAAAACUUAUUUCUGCUCCAUUGGCUGUUAAUAUUUUGAGUUAUUUAUGUUUUUGGAAAAAGCAGGUCUGUUUACAAAGUUUGUAGAUACUUUUUUUCUGUUUGUAGGCAAAAGAGCUUCCUGAUGUAUGAUGCAGAAAACUGGGACAGAAUAAAAAAAUGAAUGAGAGGAUUAUUUCAGAUACUGCUGUAUUUUCAGGAAAAAAGGGCGUUUCUAUUGAAACUUAACUAUUUUUGCCUGCAAGUUUUGUUAUAUAUUUGUAGAUAAAUGUAGAAUCUUCUAGCCAAACCGAUAAACACUAAGGCUUGUAUAGAAAAAGGUCCUCCGGGCGAGGUGUUUUCACAGGAGACGGGACGGGAAAGACAAUUAGGGCCUCUGUCCAAUAACUGCUAUAAAUAUUUACUUCUUCCAUUUCUUCGAUAGAUUUCAUGUGCACAAAUCCUUCUGGAGUUCUGGAUUCUCUUUUCAUUCAUUAUGUUGUGUUCAAGGAUUUCCACAUGUUGAAAGGUUCACUCGUUAAAGGGAGUUGAGAAAAAAUCUGGGCCUGUAUUUAGCAAGCAUCUCAGACUAACACCUAGAAUUAUGCUGAAACAAAGUCUUACCUCGAAGUUGGACAUGAGGUCCUUAUGAAGCCUCCUACAGUGGCUUUCAGCAGGAAGUAGUAGUUCUCUUUUUAGAUUGUUGUGGUUUUACACCACUGCCGUACUGUAAAAUGGAAAAUGUCUUCUUGUAGUAGUUAUUAGUUGCGUUCAAAAGAGGCCGAUCCAGAUUAUUUGAUGCAGGAAAAACGUGUGCGUAUAUGACUAAUUUAUGCAUGUUAAGGCUACAAAAUUUGUUUUUGCCAAAGCUCAUAAAACACUAAAAAGACUUAAAGUUCAGUUGUUGUUGUUUUUUUUUAUGACCACUUGAGUUCAAAGUAACGCUGUAUUCAGCCAGCGCGCCUAUUUAUUUUUCAAUAAGAAGUUCAUAUAAAUGUGCCUUGGCUACAAUAACAAUUUAGACAAUUCUUUGUACCAUCAUUGGCCAUCUGCAGGUGACUCCUCAGAGAUGAACACGGUUACUCCUCUAGCUAAACGUAGGACCUCAAUCUGAUCAUUCUGGGCCAGUUGUGACUGAUUCUCUCUCUGGAUGCUUGAUAAAUAUGGACCCUGGUCAACUUUUUUUUUUAUAAUUAGUGUGUUUAAUUUAUUUUUUUCUCAGCAAAACCUUAGCCCCCUACCAAUGUACAAUAUUGACAUUUGUUUACUCAGGCAUAGAAAAAGUAUUUCAUUUAAUUAAAAAAAAGGAAUCUAUAAAGAACCUUUAAACUUCAGAUUUUGUGUAUUUAGAUAGUGAAACAUUGUAUUAGUUAAAAAAAAAAAAAAGCAAGUGAAUUAUUUUCAUAUUUCAUUCAAUCUUUUAAGCUCAUGCCUUAGGAAAAACUUAAUUUUACUCCGGCAAGUUCUGUUUUGUUGACAUUUCUAAAAAAUGUUCAUCAACCCUGUCCAUAAGACUCCUUUCACCAUGGAUAAAUGUUGCCACAUUUGAUUUGUUUGUAAAAUAUUUUUGACACCUGGUGUACUGGAAACGCUAUAGAAUUGGACAUGUGCAUUUUUCAAGAAUAAAGACUAGGCAUACACUGGUAUCUAUCUGCACAGGGUACUUUUAUUUCAUAGCGUUCCUUGGGGGAAAAUAAUUUUGAUACAAAGCAUAAUAAAAAGUGUACCUUUGUAUUUUUAUGAAAAUACUGAUGAUACCUUUCAUCGUACUAAACCAAUUUUGGAUGAUUUGACACCAAUCACGUUAUAUGGGGAGGGUUUUGGCCACUAAAAUGUGUGUUGUUCUGGAAUAUUCAUCUCAGGGUGCAAUUGGUGUAAAAGAGAGAACAUGCCUCUUUUAGUUUGUAUAUUACCACACUUAAUGAAAUGUUUGGGUCGGUGCUUGUCAACCACACAGGAUGACUCGGGCAGCAGGCUGUAGAUUCUUCUUGCAGCCUUCUGGCCAUCUUCACCUGAAGGGCUGUGGACAGGGGAAGGAAGUGGAGAUGUUAAAUCGCACCGUUCUCUGAGGAAAUACUUUGUUUUACAGAUGACAAAAUAGCAGCUAGGAUUGCAUACAAAGUGAGAAAUUGAAAAGGCAGAAUCCAUGUAAGGAGUUUGUUCUGUAGCUUCUUCCUGUAAUGGGAAUGAAUGUUUUUCCAUCUGUUUUAUGGAUUAUUAUUUUUUUAUCUUUUAACAUUUGGAAAUAAAAGUUCUUCAUGUCUGUUUAUCUUGAGCAUUUUAAAUGGAUAUCGUGGUUGGAUUUACAUUUGAAACUUGUCGAGUAAUGUGUAUGGUUUUUAAAAAUAAAAAAAUGUAUUUAGCCUAA